This is a messenger RNA of Labrus mixtus (cuckoo wrasse), 5914 nucleotides long. It is a transcript of the gene psd2, whose product is annotated as pleckstrin and Sec7 domain containing 2. Gene Ontology annotation, molecular function: phospholipid binding; protein binding; guanyl-nucleotide exchange factor activity. Lineage: Eukaryota; Metazoa; Chordata; Actinopteri; Labriformes; Labridae. The transcript is spliced from 15 exons. The coding region runs from base 651 to 3431 and encodes 926 amino acids. Gene Ontology annotation, biological process: regulation of ARF protein signal transduction. The record is from RefSeq and is a predicted model, not a curated record.
CAUCUCUAUGUAAAAUGUCUGAUAAAGCCAUCCUUCUGUUCUGAGAACGUCCUGAAACUCUGGAAAAGACCUCAGGGUAUAGCUCUGGACUUCAGGAACAAAACCAUGUGAAGUCAGAGUCCAACGGAUUUGAAUAAUAUUUCACUAUUCUACGUCUGGCGGUUAUAUCAUAACAGAGAGACAACUGUCUGUGCAGGCUUCAGUGUCUGAUAUCAACAUGUCCCGUUCAAACAGCGCUAACGACAGGAGAGGUGGUGGUGCACCCGAGCAGUCCGAGGAGCGGAAUUAGGAUUUCUCAUCUGCCAUUCAAACACACCGAGGCUCCAGCACAGAGAGGAUGAGGACGCCUCUGGACAUCCAUCCAUUCAUCAGUUCACACAGUAACCGCGUACUGCUACCUGGACCUCCCGCGCCUGCCCUUCCAGCCUGCGCGGAGGAGAGAGAGAGAGAGAGAGAGAGGGGGGGGGGGGGGGCAGCUGGGAAGGACAGAAGAGCCCGUCUGUUAGUGUUAUUCCCCGGUGUAGAUGUGAGACAGUGGGAGAGCACGCCGCCGAUACAACUCCCUAUUUCCAGCCUCCAACUGAACACAUUUUACUGAGGUUUCCCCUGGUUGCUGAUCUAAAGCAACCUCACCCCAAGUGAGGAGCAUCAUGACCCAGGAGGGGCAGGCUCUGCCGUCUCCCACUCCACCAGAAAACCCAGUGAACGCAGAGUCAGCCACCUUUACUGACACUUUAGCAGAAACACAGAACAAGGCAGAGCAGGAGAAGCAGGGGGCCGGGGCAGUGAACGAGGUAGAGGAAGGAAAACAACAAGUAGAGACCAGAGAAGGAGAGGAGGAGGCACAGUGGGAGACAACUGGGGAGGGAGAGGGGAAGGUGAAGGAUGAGGAAGGGGAAGGUGAGUUGGAAGAAGCAAGGUUAGAUAACAGUGGUGAUGAGGAUCCACAGACAGCGGGAGGGUUGGAGGGAGAGGAGGAGGGGAUGGGAGGGAAAGGAUGUGUGGAGGUUAUGGAGGUAAGCUCACCUGGGGAGGAGGUUGGACAUGAAGAGGAGAGGAUGAAAGAAGAAGAGGAGGGGAAGAAAGAUGAAGAAAUGCUACUAUCUACUGAGGAGGCAAAUCCCCCCAAACAGGCUGGAAGACUAGCAAAUGGCAUAGGUGGAAAUGAGAAGGAUGAUGAAGCAGGUGAGGAGGACGAAGGAGGAGACGAGAGGGGGACUCAUACACACUUGGACGCUUUCAGCUCAAACUUUGAGACAACAGUGGAACAGGCGGACACAGAAGUGGAAGAAGAGGAAGACGUAAAUAAAGACGGAGAAGUGACAGAAAAUCAGGACAGCUUCAGCUCUGUGUUUGAACAGAUUGUUGAGCAAGUUGAUGUUCAGGAGGAUGAAGACGAUCAGGAGUUGGAAGAGGAGGAGAGGGAAAAAGGUAGGGUGGACAACAAAGACGGCUUUAGCUCCACUUUUGAGCGCAUUGUAGAGUCUGCUCUGCUGAGGGGCGGGACCUGCUACAGCAGCCUGGACUCCUUGGAUGUUCUGUCACUCACGGAUGAGACAGACAGCUGUGUCAGUUUUGAGGCGCCACUAACACCUCUUAUCCAGCAGAGGGCGCUGUUUCAGGGACCUGAACCACUUGAGCUGGAGCUGGAAACUGUUCAGGAGCAAGAAGGGUGUGAGGCUGGACCAGAGUCCCCAGGUAGUGAACUCACAGCUGGAGAGAGUAUUGCUCUUGGAGCUGGAGUAGGAGGAAGCCCGCUGAGAACCACCAUACCAGGGAGCAGGUCCGAGUUUGUGUUGAGCCAGCCCGGGCGCUGGGCCAUUCAUAAUGGAUAUCAUACAGACUCCCAGGGAGCCAUUGAAGGCUGUGGAGCCAUGAUCAACUCUGUCAGUGAUGCCAACCUUGCAGACGUGCUGUCUGACUCAGAGGAGUGUGAUUUGGGCAGUCUGGAGCGUUUGGAGCGAGGUAGCACGGACACUCUGACAAAUGGCUGCCGAGCCGACAGUGAGGCUGCUAAAAGGCUGGCCAAGCGCCUCUAUCACCUGGAGGGCUUCAAACGCUGUGAUGUGGCUAGACACCUGGGAAAGAAUAACGACUUCAGCCAGUUGGUGGCCUCCGAAUACCUUGGCUUUUUUGAUUUCUCCGGCCUGUCGCUGGAUCGAGCCCUGAGAAACUUCUUAAGGGCAUUUCCCCUGAUGGGAGAGACCCAGGAGAGAGAGAGAGUCCUUGUACAUUUCUCCAGACGCUUCUGUCACUGCAACCCUCACACGCCAUCCUCUGAAGGUCAGAGAUGUGAGGAUGACGAUGACGGCGCCCACACAUUAACCUGUGCCCUCAUGCUGCUCAACACUGAUCUACACGGACAUAAUAUCGGAAAGAAGAUGUCCUGUCAGCAGUUCAUCAGCAAUCUAGACGGGCUCAACAAUGGUGCUGACUUUCCUAAAGACUUAUUAAAGGUCCUGUAUAACUCAAUAAAGAAUGAAAAGCUGGAGUGGGCCGUUGAGGAGGAGGAGCUGAGGAAGAGUCUGUCAGAGCUGGUGGAGGAGCAGUGUGAGGGUGGAAGUAAGCGUGUUGCCAGGGUAACAGACGGCAGUAACCCUUUCAUUGCCAUUCCCAUUCUAUUAAAUGCUGUCACCUACAAACACGGCGUACUGAACCGCAAGAGCCAUGCUGACAUGGACGGCAAACGCACCCCGAGGGGUCGCCGUGGUUGGAAGAAGUUCUAUGCAGUUUUAAAGGGGAUGAUCUUGUAUCUCCAGAAGGAUGAGUACAAGCCUGAUGCUGACAUUUCAGAGGUGGACCUGAAGAAUGCAGUGCGGAUCCACCAUGCAUUAGCAACUCGAGCCAUGGACUACAGCAAGAAAGCCAAUGUACUGAAGCUCAAAACCUCGGACUGGAGAGUCUUCCUGCUGCAGGCUCCUGAUGAGGAGGAGAUGAUGUCUUGGAUCUUCAGGAUAAAUCUGGUCGCAGCCCUGUUCUCUGCUCCGGCCUUUCCUGCUGCUAUCGGCUCCAUGAAGAAGUUCUGUCGGCCUAUUCUGCCAUCCUCCUCCACCAGACUCAAACAGGGGGAGCAGCUGCUGAGUCAUGAGAGCAAGCUGAAGCAGAUGAGCCUGGAGCUGGAAGAGCACCGGAAAAACUCGCCCUCAGCUGACCCCAAAAGCCGUGAGUGGGAGGAGUUCCGGCUCAAAGAGCACUACCUCACGUACGAGAAAACUAGGUAUGAAACGUACAUCAACCUCCUGCAGGCCAAACUCUGUGCAGAGACGGAUGACCUUGAGAAGAUUGAGGCCAGCGUGAUGGGUGGCCUGAUCAUUGAGGGUGGCCUGGCUGGCCGGGAAAGCCUCCUCCGCAAGACACAGUCAUCUCCGUCCAUCAGUCAGGCUCAUGGUGGGCUCAAUGGGCGGGCAGCUGCCCUAGGACACAGGAGCUGAGGCAAGGAAGGAAGACCAGAGACCACAACCCACUAAACAACAUCCUGCAGUUGAUCCUCCCACUUCUAUCUGGCUUUCCUCGUAGUAUUUUCUCGUUUUUGUUUUCUCUGUAGCUUCUGUUAUUGCAAUCUCUCUUAUUGCUGACCGUUGGCAGCAAUAAGAGAGAUUUCCAUACAUAAUCCUUCCCAGAUUGUUUUUUUUACCAUGGUGAGGAACGAGUUGCUAUCUAUAAGCAAUAGAUAAAGAUGUAGACCGAAUGUUUGAUACUCAACAAGUGACCCUGCCAAGACUCAUUUCUUUGAACUUUUAGUGUUGCACAUUACAUUCAUCUUAACUGUGAUCCCUAUUUAUGAAAAUAUCAUCAGUAUUAUUUUGAAAUGAAUCUCAGAGCAAUGCAGUUUUCUUUAUUUCAAAUGUGUUCUUUGUUAUGAGCAGAACUUUGAGUCAUAAAAAAGUAUUAAUUCAAGGCCGGAUAUAGUACUCACAGAGAGAGAGAGACGGCUGCUUUGCCGUUGUGCUCUCUGUCCUGUCCUCGUCAUGCAGUCCAUGAGUCAGGCAGUGUCUCGGAAAGAGAUGGUACUACUGUAGCAUUUUGGCCUUUUAUUUCUCUCGUUUACGCACCUAACAAAACACAAGGACCUACAGUACGGGUGGAGUGUGACGUGUUUAUGAUACAGCAUACUCUUAUCGGAGUUUCAGAAACUCUUGAUAAGAGCCUUUAAGAAGGACCAAGUCCCUGCCAUGUAUAGCAUAUUUAUUUAUUUAUUCCUUCAAUCCUUUAUUCACAGCAGUAGAGCAUGCUUACUCUUUUUCAGCAUUUCCUUCUUGACAUGCAUUCAGUCUCAUUUAUAUGUACCUGUGAACGAGCUGCCAAGUGGAACAACGUUGGUUUGAAUUGUUCAAUAUGCUGUUUCUCUACAGAGACUGGAGGUGGAGUGCCUACUUGUUGAGAGAUUGGGGUGUGUAAGUCACCUCCUUUACAAAGCAAUCAAGUAUAUUCCUUGUGUUUGUUUUAAGCUGUCUGUGCUCCAAAUAUUCACAUGUAUUCAAUUACUAUUUUCUUUUUUUUUUACAACUUAAACCUGAACUGAAAAGAAUAAUAUGUGGCUAAAUAAAUUAAUUGUGCCAUGUUUCGAUUUAUACCAAAAACAUGUGCACUGAGCUGAUUGAGAAGUGUGUGUGUGUGUGUGUGUGUGUGUGUGUGUGUGUGUGUGUGUGUGUGUGUGUGUGUGUGUGUGUGUGUGUGUGUGUGUGUGUGUGUGUGUGUGUGUGUGUGUGUGUGUGUGUGUGUGUGUGUGUGACUGUGUGUGUGUGACUGUGUGUGUGCGCGCGCGCGCAGGCUUGUUCAAUGGCAUGCAAGGUGAGGUGGUUCCAGUGAAAAGAUGUUGAAGCUGUUGGCAUUGGGGAGUAAAUACAGCAGUCAGAAAAUGUUUCACAGGACUUUAUUGAGCAUGUUUGGUGAGGAAACAAUACAAUGGUCUUCUGUUGAACAACACAGCCUUCACAAUCAGGCCUGGAUCAAAAGCAUCUUCAGCCCUCAGGCAGCCGUUCUCCUCCUGAUAACAUUUGUAUAUUGAACUGAAACAGAUCCAACAAAUAUCUUGUUCCAAUUUAAAAACAUAGAAGUAGCUGGCAUGGCCUCAUAUUGGAAAUCAACUAGUGUUUGUGUUUAGAGAAUAAGAUGUUUUUGAGGAAGCUUGCACUUAUUUCCCAAAAUCUUAGAGAGGAUGGUAGCGUAGCAGAACAUGUCAUAUUAAGCCUGUUUCUAAUUGGACGAGAACUUUUUGUAAUUUUAGGAAGUAGGGGAUGUGGUGGGAGGGAUGGUGGUACUGCUAUUUAUGAGCACCUUAAUAUUUACAGACCCAACUAAACACACACACAUUUCUCUUUUAUGUAAUUUGCUUAUGACACAACUGUAGAUCAGUAAGUGUAGUUCCUCCUCUGUCCCAGUGUGGCUCAGAAGUAUAUCCACAGAACUGGACUGGUGGAUAUAGACAGUAUGAACAGUAACAUCUCCGCUUGUCACAGCGUAUAACACAUUUAUAGUUUCCAAUGAGGCCUGGGAUCCUUUUGAGACUGAGCUGGUAACCUGGAACCACAACUGGAAUCCUGGAAUUGAAUGCUUGUAGAGACUAAAAUGCUGAAGUGGAGCUGAGUUUUUCAAAAGAAAGUACCUUUUUUUUAUAAAGCUGAACUGUUUGGAUGAAUAAAUGCUUUCUUACACGGAGACUUGCCCCCUUAUAGUCACUUUGGCUGUUGUGAUAACCAGUGUUUCCCGAUGUUCUAGGGUAGGUCUGUGCUGUAUUAUAGGAUUGUUUAUAUGUUUAUUUAAAUAAGUACAACCUUGGCACUUUGAUGUCGGUGUUGGGUCUGCUUUUUUGUUUGUAUAUUGGAACUUUUCUGACAGGAUGCUCACACUAUGUAAAGGACGUAUUUACUGAGUUUAAGUCUGUGCUUCAUAAAGUCAACUUUUAUACAGAUAA